GCUUCACAUUUCAUCACAACUACAACAAGAACUUGCAUUACACCAAAUUUCUUUUACAAAAAAUCUCUCAUCUCCAACAACAAACUAAGAAAACAUGUCUUGCUGUGGAGGAAGCUGUGGAUGUGGAUCUGGCUGCAAGUGCGGCAGUGGCUGUGGAGGAUGUGGGAUGUACCCCGACAUGGAGAAGUCCACUACCUUUACCAUCAUUGAAGGUGUUGCACCCGUGACCAACUACGGAAGGGUUGAGGAGAAAGCAGCAGGAGAAGGAGGAAAUGGAUGCAAGUGUGGAUCAAGCUGCACCUGUGACCCUUGCAAUUGCUAAGAAUAUUAUUCUCUAAGUGUGUGUGUUGUUAUAAAAGCUUUUUCUGUAAUAAUAAUGGUAAGACUACAGCCAUGGAACUGAUUAUCAGUUCUUAGGUUAGUGCCUUUCCUGUUUGUUUCUCUAACUGAUAUAUUUCUGGAGUAGUGAUUUGGGGCUGUAACAGAAACGUAUCAUAUAGUAUAAGUUUGUUUAAAUUCUUGCGUUA
Messenger RNA from Lycium ferocissimum, 527 nucleotides. Its product is annotated as metallothionein-like protein type 2 A. The record is from RefSeq and is a predicted model, not a curated record. The coding region runs from base 95 to 322 and encodes 75 amino acids. Gene Ontology annotation, molecular function: metal ion binding. The transcript is spliced from 3 exons. Lineage: Eukaryota; Viridiplantae; Streptophyta; Magnoliopsida; Solanales; Solanaceae.